AUGGAAACAUUCAGCGAGACAAAUUUAAAGAAACACAUCAGAUUUUUAAAGAGACACUUGUCAUUGUUACCGGCAUCACAUCAGCAUUUCGAUGUAAAUUUAAUAGCUAUUGUAUUUUAUGCACUAGAAUCACUUUCUGCACUAGGUCAAGACAUUGAAACAUCGUACCAUGACAAUAUCCAAUGGAUACGGAACAAUUACAUUUCCAAAACGAUAUGUGAAGAAAAAAUAUCUGGCUUUGUAGGUGGUCAAACUUUGAAUAUUCCUAAUGCAAUUACGCUAAGCUUACCGAACACGCUUUUUGGAUUAUUGACCCUCAUCUUAUUAAAUGAUAAGGAAUUUUUCGACAAAAUUCUUGAUAAGGAAUCUUUAUCAAGAUUUGUAUCUAGAUGUCAACUAAAAGAAAAUGGGUCAUUUGUGUCAGUAUUAGAUUACAAGUUAGGUUCUCCCUCUCCUGUCGAUUCACAUGAUCUUAGAUUCAGCUACAUAGCAGUUACAAUCUUAUACAUACUUGGUUGUCGAAAAGAGGGAGACUUUGCUAAAUAUAUCGACACUAAAAGCUUGAUAAAAUAUAUUUUGAGCCAAUCAUGCAUAUCUGGUGGGUUCGGUGCCUUUGACGAACCUCACGCAGGUUAUACCUCAUGUGCGCUGUCAGCACUAAGGUUAUUAAACAGGCUGGAUGUAAUCCCACCGAGUCACAGAGAAAGAACAAUUGACUGGUUAUUGGCCAGACAAGUUAGUAAUGAAGGUUUUAUGGCUGUGCAGGAUGUUUCCAAUGAAUAUUAUGACGAAGAAGACCAUGGUGGCUUCCAAGGUAGGGAAAAUAAAUAUGCCGAUACAUGCUAUGCAUUUUGGUGUGUCAAUUCACUCAGUAUAUUAGAACCUGAUUAUAAGAAGUUAUGUGAUACUGAACUAGUUAAGAAAUACCUAUUAGAGAGGACUCAGGAUAUUUUGACAGGUGGAUUUAUGAAGAAUGAUGAGGAAGAUGCCGACCUGUACCAUACAUGUCUUGGUAUUACAGCUCUGAAGUUGAUUGAUGACGAAUGUAAUGGUUUACUUUGCAUCCCAAAACAUGCAGCUUGCAAAUUCAACUUGUAA
Molecule: messenger RNA, 1098 nt
Organism: Maudiozyma barnettii
Lineage: Eukaryota; Fungi; Ascomycota; Saccharomycetes; Saccharomycetales; Saccharomycetaceae
Gene: CDC43
Product: protein geranylgeranyltransferase type I subunit CDC43
Exons: 1
Coding region: 1-1098 (365 amino acids)
Biological process (GO): protein geranylgeranylation
Cellular component (GO): CAAX-protein geranylgeranyltransferase complex
Molecular function (GO): CAAX-protein geranylgeranyltransferase activity
Source: RefSeq, a predicted model, not a curated record